This is a messenger RNA of Hevea brasiliensis (rubber tree), 2153 nucleotides long. RefSeq lists its product as uncharacterized. NCBI's taxonomy places the organism in Eukaryota, Viridiplantae, Streptophyta, Magnoliopsida, Malpighiales, Euphorbiaceae. The record is from RefSeq and is a predicted model, not a curated record. The transcript is spliced from 10 exons. Bases 67 to 1704 code for a protein of 545 amino acids. Gene Ontology annotation, molecular function: N6-(1,2-dicarboxyethyl)AMP AMP-lyase (fumarate-forming) activity. Gene Ontology annotation, biological process: IMP biosynthetic process.
CGGGAAGCACCAAUCCCCCGCUUGAGAUUCAAGCCUUCUCAACUGUACUCUGCUCUUUAUUCGUUAAUGGAGUUUACAACUGCUGCUGCUGCUUCUGCUUCUUCUUCGUCUUCUAGGGUUCUUAAUAGCAUCACCCAGUUCUCAUGUUUUACAGCAACCUUACUUCAAAAACCAAGCUUCUGUAAUCCUUCUAAUGCUUCACUUCGCUUCUCUGCACCAUUUUUUAGCGGAGAUUUCUCUUGCAAAUCCACUCUCAAAGACACCGUUACGUCUAUCUCUAAGAUGGGUGCGCGUGACUUUGAGCUUUCGAAUUUGACGGCGUUGUCGCCUUUGGACGGCCGGUAUUGGGGUAAAGUGAAGGACUUGUCUCCUCAUUUGAGUGAAUACGGGCUAAUUUAUUAUCGCGUUCUGGUUGAGGUUAAAUGGUUGCUGAAACUCUCCCAAAUUCCUGAAGUUCCUGAGGUUCCCAGUUUUAGUGAAGAAGCUCAGAUUUAUUUACAAGAAUUGAUUGAUGGGUUUAGCAUGGAUGAUGCCUUGGAGGUUAAAAAUAUUGAGAAAGUGACAAACCAUGACGUAAAAGCAGUGGAGUACUUUUUGAAAAAGAAAUGCCAAUCACAUCCAGAGAUUGCUAAGGUGCUUGAAUUUUUCCAUUUUGCUUGCACAUCCGAGGAUAUCAACAAUCUGGCCCAUGCAUUAAUGCUUCAAGAAUCAAUGAACAAGGUCAUUUUUCCCAUAAUGGAUGAAUUGAUCACAGCAAUAUGCAACAUGGCUGAAGAUAAUGCUUCCAUCCCGAUGCUUUCCCGCACUCAUGGACAGCCAGCUUCACCUACAACUUUGGGAAAGGAAAUGGCAGUUUUUGCUGCCAGGUUAAGUGAACAAAGGCAGGAAAUUUCUCAAGUUAAGAUAAAGGGGAAGUUUGCUGGUGCAGUUGGAAAUUACAAUGCGCACCUUAUUGCAUAUCCUGGUGUCAAUUGGCCUCUAAUUGCCAAAGAGUUUGUGGAAUCUCUGGGAUUGUGUUUUAAUCCAUAUGUCACUCAGAUUGAACCACAUGAUUAUAUGGCAAGGCUUUUUCAUGCCAUUAUGAUAUUUAACACUAUAUUAAUUGAUUUUGAUAGAGACAUAUGGGGCUACAUAUCCUUAGCAUACUUUAAGCAGAUAACCAAGGCUGGUGAGAUUGGGUCCUCAACAAUGCCUCACAAAGUAAAUCCUAUUGAUUUUGAAAAUAGUGAAGGUAAUCUUGGUAAAGCCAAUGGAGGUUUAUCUCAUCUCAGCGAGAAGUUACCUAUUUCACGUUGGCAGCGUGACUUGACUGAUUCAACUGUUUUGAGGAAUAUGGGUGAGGGCUUGGGACAUUCUCUUCUUGCCUACAAAAGUGCAUUGCAGGGGAUAGGGAAGCUUCAGGUGAAUGAAAGUCGCUUGAGUGAAGACCUGAGCCAAUCAUGGGAAGUGCUUGCUGAACCAAUACAGACAGUAAUGCGCCGAUAUGGUGUUCCUGAGCCUUAUGAGAAGCUAAAAGAGCUAACAAGAGGAAGGGCUGUUGCUAAAGAAAGUAUAAGAGAGUUCAUUCAAGGCUUGGCAUUGCCAAAAGAAACAAAAUCCUAUCUUUUGGAGUUAACACCCCAUACCUAUGUUGGAGCAGCUAUUGAAUUGGGUAAAUCCGUGAAUGUCACUAUGAAUUUAGUAAAUGGCGUGAGAGCUUUAUAAACUGAUAGCUAAAAGUUGCCCAAGAUAAUAACCACAUUGUAUGCCGGCCAGAUGUUGUAGGAUAAGAUUGAGUACUAGGCUGCUACAUGGAUCAUGAUCAAGUAGAAUGUGAUCUUUAAUUGGGAGGAGAAGAGGAUUUAAGAUUUUCUGCAUAAAGAAUGUUAUUUUGUUAUUGAAAGGGAUCAUUAUCUCAUAUGCUACCUUACUAGAGAGUUAUUACCUUCUGUUAUUUCUCAUAGUAGGGUCCUGUAGCGGAAUAAUUUUAGGGACUUCAACCUUUCAACAUUUUUAUGAGAAAUAGUAGCAGCACUUAGGACUCUACUGGUGAUUUCUGGUUGCAACGCCUAGAUUCUUGCUGUUUUAUCAAACAGUGACCCUCUGGAGAACGAGGACUGAAAUUUUGUAAAUGAUAUUAUCCUAUUGAGCUUUUCUUCAAUUCUUGGGUUCAA